Caenorhabditis angaria is the source of this 1414-nucleotide messenger RNA. NCBI's taxonomy places the organism in Eukaryota, Metazoa, Nematoda, Chromadorea, Rhabditida, Rhabditidae. The record is from the annotation of a GenBank genome assembly.
AUGCGAGAUUUUCUAUUUCUUUUACUCUUAUUUUUUAUCUAUAUUGAUUGGUAACUUUUUUUCUAAAUUUUCAAAAUGGAAUUUAUGAUUUUAGCGCGCCACGAAUUAAUAAACCCCUCCUUUCCGAUCCUGAAGUUGAGUUAGAAAUUCCUGCCAAAAAAGGUGGACCUGUCAUUCCAAAAUUGCCUGAUUACGGAGAAUAUGAGGAUUAUGAUCUAGCCACUACAAAAGCACCAAUCGAUGAAUUGAUUUUGGAAAUGGAAAACUUCAAUUUGCCACGUGUAUCGCAAGUUUCAUUGGAUGAUGAGAUUUCACGUUUGAUGACCGAUUUACAUCGAGAAGAACUUUCGCAAAGAACAACUGUGACUAGGGAAGAUAUGACAACAACCACAAUGGGAACUGUUACAACUACUGUAGAUGAAGUUGAAGUGGAAGAUAUUGAAGUUGGAUCAGGUGAAAUUCCGAGUACAACUAGAAAACCCCAAUUAUACACAACUAUUAUACAAGAAGUGAGUUGCAGAAAAAAUUUCGACACAAAAAUAUAAUUUUUUUUCUCAUCUCAGGUUGAAUCUGUUCCCUCUACCCUUCGUCCCGAUCCUUAUGAAAAUAUCGAAUAUGAUUUAUCCGAUCACAGUAAUUUUAUGCAAAAACCAAUGAAACCCAAAAUUAAAGGAAGAGAUAAAGUAAAAUCAAAAAUUGUGAAGGCUAAAGCUAAAGUGACGCAAAAAUCAAAAAUUCAAAAACAUCUUCAUGGCGGCGAUGUUGGAACAACUUUUAUUGUGGUGAAAGCUGGUGGAAAACGUUUUUUGAAAAGAGUUUCGAAAAUUGAUAAACGCAAGAAAAUAUUGAAAUUGAAUGGGAAAUUAUAUCGAAUUGGACCGAAAAUGAAACUGAAAAAGGUGAGGAUUCAAGUUUGAUUUUACCCAGAAAAAUUGUUGAAUUACAGAUAACUUCAAAGGGUCGAGUUGCAGUCAAACCAGAAGUUUUCUCAACAAAUGUAAGAGCAAGUAGAAAAAAUAGCCUAAUUGGAAGUACGAGUAAUGUAAAGUCAACAAUAGUUCGAGCUGAUGCGAGACGGAAUAUUUUAUUCAAUCGAAGAAGAAAACGUGAAACCGAAGAUCUUCAAGAUCUCAAUGAAUAUCCAGAACAAGAAUUCAUUUAUCAAAUUCAAUCUGCACAACUAACUCAAGUUGAGCCAAGUCAAAUAAUUAAUGAAAAAGCAAAUGAAGUUGAAUUCAAAUCAUCGGAGGAAAAGGAAGAAAAGGAAGAGGGGGAAAGAGAAUCUGAGAUUGUAGAAAUUCAUUCAGGAUUAGCACAAGUUGAUUUAGUUGGAACUUUGAAUCGAAAAUCAAUUGGAAGUCCAAAUGGAUUACUGAGACAUAUCAAGUUGAGAGGUUAUUCAUUGGCUGGUUAG